Messenger RNA from Sorex fumeus (smoky shrew), 786 nucleotides. RefSeq names its product olfactory receptor 6C2-like. Gene Ontology annotation, biological process: G protein-coupled receptor signaling pathway. Gene Ontology annotation, molecular function: olfactory receptor activity. NCBI's taxonomy places the organism in Eukaryota, Metazoa, Chordata, Mammalia, Eulipotyphla, Soricidae. Gene Ontology annotation, cellular component: membrane. The coding region runs from base 1 to 786 and encodes 261 amino acids. The transcript has a single exon. The record is from RefSeq and is a predicted model, not a curated record.
AUGUUGAGUGUGGCUGGAAACAUCAUCAUCAUCACCCUCACACUUUUGGAUUCGCAUCUUAAAAUGCCCAUCUAUUUCUUCCUCCGAAAUUUCUCUUUACUCGAAGUAUCAUUCACCACUGUCUGUAUUCCAAGAAUCCUGUACAGUAUGACAACUGGAGAUUAUAUUGUCAGCUAUAAUGCGUGUGCCACCCAAAUACUUUUUGUUGUCCUUUUUGGACUGACAAAAUUUUUUCUUCUUGCUGACAUGUCCUAUGAUCAUUAUGUGGCCAUUUGUAAGCCCCUGCCCUACACAACCAUCAUGAAUAACAAAGUCUAUACAAUAUUCAUCCUCUCUUGUUGGGUUGCUGGCCUAUUGAUUAUCCUCCCAACUCUCAGCCUGGGCCUGCAACUAGAAUUCUGUGAGUCCAGUGUGAUUGAUCAUUUUGACUCUGGUGCCUCUCCAAUUUUACUGAUAACCUGUUUGGACACAGUGUUAAUAGGAAAAGUUGUUCCAGCUUUUGCUGUGCUAACACUCAUAACUAUUUUGCUGUGUGUAGUCCUCUCCUACACAUACAUCAUCAAAACCAUUCUAAGAUUUCCUUCCGCCCAACAAAGGAAGAAAGGCCUUUCCACCUGCUCUUCCCAUAGGAUUAUGGUUUCCAUUAGCUAUGGAAAUUGCAUCUUCAUCUACAUCAAACUUUCAUCAAAGGAAGGAGUAGCCAUUAAUAAGGUAGUGUCUGCACUCACUACUUCAGUUCCCCUUUGCUUAAUCCAUUCAUGUAUACACUUCGAAACAAACAAGUGA